Gadus morhua (Atlantic cod) is the source of this 4459-nucleotide messenger RNA. RefSeq names its product coiled-coil domain containing 92Ba (gene ccdc92ba). Lineage: Eukaryota; Metazoa; Chordata; Actinopteri; Gadiformes; Gadidae. The record is from RefSeq and is a predicted model, not a curated record. The transcript has 4 exons. The coding region runs from base 549 to 1478 and encodes 309 amino acids.
AACUGGAUGCUGAAUAUUAGGAGUGAACCGUCCAAUCAGCAGCACUGCUGACUCCGUCGUACGAUUAUCCCCAGCCUUCCGGUCACAGUGCGGUGUUGUCACUGUUCUCGGUACCGGAGCAGACAGUGUGUCUUAUGUUGAGGCUACACAGGGAGAUGUGUGCGGUAAAACGGAUUGCGCAUCGUUUUUUAGUGGAUGUUCGUGGUGACCUCUCCAUUUGCAUGUGUUUAUUCUUGAUCGACACGGAUGUCUCCAUGAGAACGACCUGCCAAUAGACCGCACUGCGGUGCGUGUUGGUUAUUUGUGAUCUCAACAUAUUUGCGAAUUUCGGUUUCUUUUGUUGGAUCAAACGUCGCCACAUGCAGCUUCAAAGCCUUUUUUUUUUUUUACGCCACAUGCUGCAGCGAUAGCCUGCAUGAUUUCGACCAUCAAUGUUAAACAAGAUGCUCCGGUCGGAGGACUUGUUCAUCACUCAGAUCAAUACAAUUUCUUAAAAUUGUAAAGGGCUUUGACAUCAAGAGUGUGUGUGGUGCUGGGAGGACUGGACCAUGGACUCUGAGUGCAGCCUGCCUGGUCAGCUGGCCAGCGUGGAGCGCAGCACAGUUUUCCUUCAGCAGGAACAUGUCUCCCUGCUCCAGGGUCUCCACCUGGAGGUCCUGGCCCUGCAGAAACGAUGCACAGAGCUGGCCUGUGAGCUGAGUAUGAAGUCUCCAGGUAAAAACCAAAUAGAAUUGCAGGAAGAAGUGGAGCUCCUCGAAGCCCGAUGUCGGGCGGCGGAGGUGGGCGUGGCCGAGAAGCAGUGCACCCUGGGAGAUCUGCGGCAGGAGGUGGGCCUCAAGGGGGCGGUGGUGGGCGCCCUGCGAGCCAACCUUAAAGAGAAGGAGAGACACUUCCUGGAGGAGCUGAAGAGGCGCAGCCACCGCUCCACCAUGCUGAACACGGAGCUGCAGAAGCAGACCGAGGCGGCGGCGUACCUCUCCUUCCAGCUGCACGCCGCACGCCAGAAGCUGCACCACCAGCGCAUGCAGGUGCACGGCCAGCGGCAGCAGAGCCUGGCCCGGGGUCAGGGGGCCCACAGCGGCGGCGGCGGCGGAGGCUUCGGAGGACACUCUCGCCCCAGCUCGCCGCAGUGUCCCACGCUGGUGUGCGCUACGUCCCCGGUGGUGAAGCCCAAGCGUAGGAGCGUAGCCAGGCCGUUCCCGGGGCAGGUCAGGUUGGAGCGGGCCAGAGAGUGCGUUCCCAGGGAGAUGAUCACAGGCCCGGCAGAACCCACGGCCAUGCCGGAUCCGGCCCUGUUCCUUCACCCCCGUCGGCAUAGGGUUCGCCCCAGGCGCUCCCCGGCUCAGAGACCGGGGAGGGCGGAGGUGGAGGAGGGCGGAGGAGAAGGGCUGGUUGAGCCCCACGAUGAGGAGCUCAGAAUGUCUGCGUCGCUAGCGCCCCCUGCUGCUCAGGCAAAGGCAGAACAGCAGCUGAUGUAACCAACGCUGUGAAAAUUUGAACGCAAACCAUUUCUGACAUUAUCAGCUUUUUUUCAGGCUGUUAACGCUAUUGUUAUUAUUCUGCAUCUUGACCGAGUUCCUUCACAGACCUGUGUCAUGGGUUAUUGAAAAUAUUAAACCUCCAUCGCCAUUAUGGGCCACUUUUCUAAUAGAAGUUAUUGAUAUUUGCUCAUACUAAACUAGAUUUGGUUGAAGUUAAUGAAUUAGUAAGGAAGUUGAUAGGAGUAUGUGUUAAACACCAGGUAUAACUUUGUAUGCCACUGGGCCUUAUUUUUGGUCAGCACUUUUUUAGUAGUGUUAUACAUGAUCUUAAAAGGCCAUUUGGGUAAAUGAAGCACCUUCUUCUGUGGCUCACAUGUGUCGUUUCAAGAGGCAGCACAUCUUAAAUCAAUACUCCAUACAAAACCAACUUUGGUAUAGCCACCGGCUUCUGGUCACAGCUGAGAAGAUUAAGUGUCUGCACCUCCGUGGCUGUCUUUGCUGUGAAACCUUUUUUAAAAUUUAGAUAUCUGGUCUUUGAAAUAAUGUUCUCAAUAAUUUUAUUUUUGCUUAUUGUGGUGCAAGUUGGGUGACUGGAUGGUUGGUAAUACAAGAAGGGUUUCCUUGUAGGAUAUCAUCUCUGACUGUGAAUUGAGGUGGAACAAAUACAAGACUAAGUUAUGAUUUACAGUCAAUGAUCCAAAAUGUUAAUCAGUCUUCCACUGGUGAUACUAUAUACAGUGUAGGUAUAUACUGUGGUGUUUUUUUACUCUCUUUCCCCACAUGUCCAAUUAUAAACCUGAGUGAAGGCUAGAUACACCUGUGGUAUUAACUCUACAAACCUUGUUUCUUCUAGAGGCAGUGCCCUAGAAGUAACCUUCAUAUUGGAGUAGCGGCUGCGAUACUGUAGUGGAUCCAUUGGGUCUCACUUCUUUGACCAGAGAUGAUGCACAACAUCUACCAGGGACUGUAUUUGUUGCAAUCUUUUAUCUCAGGAAUAAUGGAUCAUGACAAAUGUACUUUUUAGGAUCUUCAUUUCAAAAGGGUGAUUUGAGUUAGAACAUGCUGUUAUGGUCGUUCUUACACGUAGUAGUCCGGCUAGUAAAAAGUCAGACUAAUGUAAACAGUCAGAUACGAUUCAUGAAAAGUUUUGCCAAUUUGAUUGAAUGAAAUAUUGAAACAACAAAUAUGUUUCCAUGAUUAGGGUAGAAGAAAGUUCUAUUGUAUUUAUUAUUUUUUGUUUAUUUGAAUCGGUGCACAAGAUGAAUUGACCUCGGGAAGCCAGCCUACCUAUGGCACACAGACUAUGUGACUCUGGUCUGGCUUUUUGAGGCUACAACAUGAUCAAAUCGCUGUCUAUGUUUUCAUACCAAUGUAGAAUUAUACCAUUAUAUCAUUUAUGAUUAUUGAGAAGGAGUAUACUGUGCUAGGUCGUCUUGCUUGAGACCUUUCCAAUAUCUUUGGUCAAAAAAGUGAACCAUGGUGAACCAAGUUAGUGACACUUGUGCGAAGACAACUAAAAUGUAGUAAAAUCCUGAUUAUGAUUGAGCCAAAAUUUAAAUACAUAUACCAAGAGAUAUCAUCUGUAACCUAAGACCUGAGCAAACUUAUUAAGGCACAUUUUAACUGUUGGAAGCUUAUAAGAUUGCUCUUUUAAGUAUCUGAGACUUCAUCCAUGAUAUAUUUUUGUCCUUCAGAAAUGUCAUCUUAUAUUGUGUAUUUAGAUAUUACCAAUAGGUUAAUAUUAUUAAGCAGCCAGGUUUUAUGGACAUUUUAAGGUGAAAAGUGUUUGAAUUAUAUUUAUAUUCUCAAAUUAGUUAACUGUUAUUUUUCUGUACUUUCCUCAUUUGCCUGGAAUUAUUAACUUGACUAGAAUACCCUGUUACCAUUUCUGCCCAUUUAUCAGAGACAUAUGAAAAGGUGAAGUCUAGUAUGCUGCGUUAAGAGAAGCCAAAAGCUUAUUGAUAUGCUGAAGGCACCGAACGGAACAUUUCUGGUCUUCUGCAUCUAGUUCACAAGUGAAUGUGUUGUUUUGAAGAUUCACUUUGACUGAAAAGCCAUUUUGCAUGAAUGUGCACUAUUUCUCCUCAAGAUUUGGAGAACAAUAACAAGAAUACAAAGCUCUUUUCAUUGUUUCCCAUAGUUCAUUCAGCUUUCCCUAAAAGAGGUGUUUAGAACCGACUGUUGAACUACAAAAAAUGUAGUACACCACGAGCCAAAUAAAGGCAAUCAGUUGACCAUGUGCAUCCUCCCACCUUUUUAUAAAACAGUAAUAGCAUUAUAUCUCAUUCAUAUCAGCACCAUUCAUCUUGAACAACAAUCAGAACAUCAUGAUCGUUUAACAGGCUUGCAUUAUGUGCGUAUUGACUCAGACUCUUGGCCUGUACGUUGAGCCAAAGAGGUUGACCAGAAGUAAGAAGUGUGAUCACGGCAGAAUGAUUUGAUGCCUUAAUAAAGAUGUCUUAUUUUUCCUGUUUGCAAUAGAGAACGUACUUUUGAUUUCAUAUUUGAAUGUCAGAGCAUAGUAGGCUACUAUAUCGGACAUCAGAAGAGCAGUGCAGGGGGGGGAUUAGUUAUUGAUGUUCAGCAGGAUUGUCUUCCAUCUUAAGCUGCUUAUCCCAAAAGUGAUUUAAGCAUUAUCAUUUGUUGUAGAAUCAAUUUAUAACAUUGUUUGUCAGUAGAAGCCUGUCUCUAUAAUCCUUUCCUGGAUGAGACCACUACAUAUUGUUAAUCAAUUUCCUUUUCUUUUUGGAACUAUAAAGUGUUUUAUUUACUGUGUUAUUUUGGUCCAAGCAAUAGUGCUAUGUCGCACCUUCUGGUUUUUGGUAUAUGUUUGCACACAAUGUAAUUCUAGAUUGUUAUAUGUUUUGUAAUUAUUUUGGUUGAGUAUUUUAUUGACCUUGAUUACCGCUUAUACUGUGUUAACCUCCUAUAGCGAACUAUACUGUACACAUAAUUUGAAUAAAACUGAAUUGUAGAGA